UUGUACCCUGAGUGUUUUAGAGAAAGGAAAAAGUUUUCGAAAAGUUUUCAACAAAGUUUUGAGUAGUUUUGUGGCGGCAUCUCUGCUGGGUUAGAGACUGGGAAGACUGGAGAUUUUGGCGGAGGGGUGGGGUAAGGGGUUCAGUUGGUCAAACUGAUGGAGACCAGCUCCCCGCGAGCGGCCGGACUGGAAUCGCCAGAAGCUGCCCAGAGCAGGAAGAGUUUCUCGGUCAGUCAUCUGCUGGACCUGGGAGAAGCGGCCGCUAUGAACGGAGGGACGGAGCCGGCUGGGGUGGCCAAAGAGGCCGCCAGGAGACUGAGGGAUCAGCCCGGCCUCAGCAGCAGCGGAGGGGAAGCGGGUCGGCACAACGAUUUCCAGCAUCCGCAGUAUUUUGCUUUUAUCUUGAUGUCCUGAGGGCAAUUGGCACACAUGAAACCUGUGCCCC
Messenger RNA from Carcharodon carcharias (great white shark), 445 nucleotides. RefSeq names its product paired mesoderm homeobox protein 1-like. The transcript has 2 exons. The record is from RefSeq and is a predicted model, not a curated record. Lineage: Eukaryota; Metazoa; Chordata; Chondrichthyes; Lamniformes; Lamnidae. The coding region runs from base 157 to 414 and encodes 85 amino acids.